UAGUACCGAACUGUUAGCUGACUACUGCUGUCUUACUUAGAUCAUGAGUCCCACCUCUCAUAAUAAGUGAGCUCAACCAAGCCGCAAAACGGUGCCAAAUAUAGUUUUCUCUUAAUGCAUUGUUGCUAUUUUUUGAUGUUAAAAUCUCCUGGUGGAAACUGAUCAUGUUAGUUUGCUGAUGCUGUGAAGCGUCCUGAAACGAGAUGCAAAGCUGUGGAAGAGUUCUAAAGGGUAACGCGAAUAGAUAUUCAGGCCUACUGAAUACGUCUGGGCUGAAAUGCAUCUUCAUGAGUAGAACACCUACAGCAGACAAAACAGAGUAAACUUGGGCAAGUGAUCAUUUGAACUAGUUUCCUCUUCUCUGACAAGGCAAUCAUAGCUCAGAAGGUGAACAGUGACCAUCAAGGAUAGAGACGGCUUGUACAAUCAGGGGGCAAAGAGGAGCCGCAGGAUUGUCUGGAAUGGCAGGUGGUCGGAGAGGAGCCAACCGCACCACGUACUGCAGGUCUCCACUGGGCAGUGAACAGUCUGUCGGCAAUGGAAGUCACUCCACCAGCUCCCCAGUUACAGGGGUGCGUUCACGGACAAGGAACGGCUCGGGAACUGGCAUGUCCAGCCCUCCUCUGGCUGCCCAGACAGUUGUCCCUCUGAAGCACUGCAAGAUUCCAGAACUCUCCAUGGAGAAGAAUGUGCUCUUUGAGCUCCACCUGUUCUUCUGCCACCUCGUUGCACUCUUUGUCCACUAUGUAAACAUCUACAAGACAGUAUGGUGGUACCCACCAAACCAUCCACCCUCCCACACCUCACUGAACUUCCAUCUUAUUGACUACAACAUGUUGAUAUUUACCAUCAUCGUGUUGGCACGCAGACUUAUAGCAGCAAUUGUGAAGGAGGCGUCUCAGAGUGGGAAGCUCUCAUUUCCUCACUCCAUCUUCCUGGUGACUGCUCGCUUCGCUGUGCUCACUCUGACUGGCUGGAGCCUCUGUCAUUCCCUCAUCCACCUCUUCAGGACCUACUCAGUGCUGAGUCUACUGUUCCUUUGUUACCCAUUUGGAAUGUACAUCCCCUUCUUCCGGAUCAACUGCGACUUUAGCCGUGCCGGGCCCCUCUCGCCCAUCACCAGCAUUGGUGCCAAGGAGAUGGGCAGCAUGGCGCGUGGGCGCGACUACCUCUCUGUGCUAAAGGAAACGUGGAAGCAGCACACCAGCCAGCUGUAUGGCGUGACCGUCAUGCCCACACACGCCUGCUGCCUGUCCCCUGACUUGGUGCGCAAGGAGGUGGAGUACCUGAAGGUGGACUUCAACUGGCGGAUGAAGGAGGUGCUGGUCAGCUCCAUGCUCAGUGCCUACUAUGUGGCCUUUGUGCCCGUAUGGUUUGUCAAGAGUACUCAGUAUGUGGACAAGCGCUGGUCGUGUGAGCUCUUCAUCCUCGUGUCGGUCAGCACCUCGGUCAUCCUCAUGCGCCACCUGCUGCCGCCCCGCUACUGCGACCUCCUGCACAAAGCGGCUGCCCACCUGGGCUGCUGGCAGAAGGUGGACCCUGCGCUCUGCAGCAACGUCCUGCAGCACAUCUGGACAGAGGAGUACAUGUGGCCACAGGGGGUUCUGGUCAAACACAACAAGAACGUCUACAAAGCUAUGGGCCACUACAAUGUAGCAGUGCCCUCAGACGUUUCCCAUUAUCGCUUUUAUUUUUUCUUCAACAAGCCCCUUCGAAUAUUAAAUAUCCUCAUCAUUCUAGAGGGAUCCAUGAUAUUUUACCAGCUCUACUCACUAAUGUGCUCCGAGAAGUGGCACCAGACAAUAUCAUUAGCCCUCAUCCUGUUCAGCAACUAUUACGCUUUCUUCAAACUGCUACGUGACAGAAUAGUUUUGGGGAAAGCGUAUUCAUACACAUCAAGCUCAGAUCAGAAAGUCAGUUAGUGAAGCCAGCUAUUCACUCAGCAAGUCAAUCAUUUUGUCUUCACAACAAGAAAAGAGACAAAACAGCAUGCAUAAGAGCUUUUUAUUUUUUCUACAAAUGCAUUUUGUUUUUGUUCUGAUCUGCCAUAUUAAAACAGAAAGAUAUUUUUGUA
This is a messenger RNA of Alosa alosa (allis shad), 2074 nucleotides long. It is a transcript of the gene tmem39b, whose product is annotated as transmembrane protein 39B. Lineage: Eukaryota; Metazoa; Chordata; Actinopteri; Clupeiformes; Clupeidae. The transcript has 10 exons. The record is from RefSeq and is a predicted model, not a curated record. The coding region runs from base 462 to 1922 and encodes 486 amino acids. Gene Ontology annotation, cellular component: membrane.